Drosophila subobscura is the source of this 806-nucleotide messenger RNA. RefSeq names its product protein midgut expression 1. The transcript is spliced from 3 exons. The record is from RefSeq and is a predicted model, not a curated record. The coding region runs from base 84 to 392 and encodes 102 amino acids. NCBI's taxonomy places the organism in Eukaryota, Metazoa, Arthropoda, Insecta, Diptera, Drosophilidae.
AUGCCCUGCUUUAUCAUUCAUUCUCGUAAUUUCUGUUUAAACAAAUUUCGACAAACAAAAGUUUAUACUUAAAAUUAGAAAUUAUGUGUGUUCGAAUAAUCGGAUCUGCGCUAUGCUGCUGCCUUAAUUUGGGGGCAAAGGUACUGUGUUGUAUCAUCUGUUCCUCAGUUGGGUUUCUGGUUAUAGGCGCUCUGGUCAUAUACUUUGUCUUCUUCCACAACAAGUCGGGGAAGACGACAAAGGCGGAUGAAACUACUGCUGCAGUGACGACAGCCUCUGUGGCAGUUAGAGCAAUGGCCCAACAGUUGUAUAACCAUCACUUAAAGCAACAUUUAUUCGGCGAUGAUGUGGAUAAGGAGAAGGAUGCAGAAAUGAUGGGACUAGAUGACUGACUGUUUCAUUCCAGACUAUACCUACACAUAUUCAGCACAAAUCUAUCCACGUCCUACCACUCACAGUUACAUUUGGAAUCUAUUCUAUUCAAAUGUUGUCCUUCUGGAAACUAAUCAAAUGUGCCGUACGCCUUGUUGUCGUUGUGGCACUUCUAUUCAUUAUAUACGACACCCUUUUGAUAAUUAACUAUUGCAUCAGAAUUCUCCGCAGAGAAAGCUGAGAGGCUCUUCAAAUAAAUGUGACCAAAAUUGAAUCCUUUGCGCAAUCCAAUGGCUGUUUUUGUCAAAAUUCGCAAUACUUUUUUUUGUUGGAAAACCAAAAUUACCUUACCAAAUCAUUUCUUGUGAAUUUGGAAAUAUGUUUCAAAAACUUAGCUGUUGCUUUGUGCAUAAUAAAAUGAGAUAAAAGCUUGA